AUGCCCAAAGCCCUGGUAAUCACUGCGCCCGGUAGUCGCGACGUGGUGGAUCGCCCUAUCCCCACUCUGCCCGACGACUGUCUUCUGGUCAAGACAGUUAGUGUCGCUCUCAACCCUACCGACUGGAAGAGCGCCGACCGGAAACCUCCUGGACAAGUCAUUGGGAAUGAUUACUCCGGUGUUGUCGAAGAGGUCGGCAAGGGCGUCAAGAAAGCCUUCCGCAAGGGCGACCGUGUUUGCGGUUGGGUCCAAGGAUGCAAUUCUAACAAUCCGGAAAGUGGAGCCUUUGCUGAAUACUGCAUCCCCAAAGCUGAUCUUCAGAUCGCUAUCCCCGACCGUCUCAGCUUUGAGGAGGCUUCAACCCUCGGCUUGGGGACAAUCACGGUGGGCCAGGGCCUGUAUCAGAGUCUGAAGCUCGCACCACCAGAUGCCCCACUGGCCCAGCCUGAGUUGGUUCUCAUCUACGGUGGCUCCACAGCCACCGGUACUCUGGCCAUCCAGUUUGCCAAGUUGUCGGGGUACACUGUGUUGACAACUUGUUCGGCGCAAAACUUUGAUCUCGUGAAGAGUCUUGGUGCAGACGCAGUGUUCGACUAUAAAGAUGCGAAUGCAGUCCAAGCCGUCAAGGAUUACGCUCAGGAUAAGCUGUCGCUAGUCUUUGACACUGUUGCUGUUGAGUCUAGCGCUAAGUUCUGUGGCGAAGUGAUCUCUAGCAAGGGCGGCGAUUAUUCUGCCCUGCUGAAGGUGGCCGUUCCCCGAGACGAUGUCCGUAGUCUUUUCACCAUUGGAUACACUGCCUUUGGUGAAGACUUUGAUUUUGGCGGUGGUAUAAUCCCAGCCAAGCCGGAGGAUCGAGAGUUUGCGGGACAGUUUAUGAGCAAGGCAGCCACUUUCCUUGCAGAGGGAAAGGUCAAGCCUCAUCCUGUCAAGCUGGGGCCACGGGGACUCCAAGGGGUGGUAGAGGGUCUGCAGGAUAUGAAAGAUGGCAAGGUCAGCGGACAGAAGUUGGUGUAUAACGUGGCCGACACCCCAUAA
Aspergillus niger is the source of this 1035-nucleotide messenger RNA. RefSeq lists its product as uncharacterized. The transcript has a single exon. The record is from RefSeq and is a predicted model, not a curated record. Gene Ontology annotation, molecular function: oxidoreductase activity, acting on NAD(P)H. Bases 1 to 1035 code for a protein of 344 amino acids. Lineage: Eukaryota; Fungi; Ascomycota; Eurotiomycetes; Eurotiales; Aspergillaceae.